Lotus japonicus is the source of this 522-nucleotide messenger RNA. RefSeq lists its product as uncharacterized. NCBI's taxonomy places the organism in Eukaryota, Viridiplantae, Streptophyta, Magnoliopsida, Fabales, Fabaceae. The record is from RefSeq and is a predicted model, not a curated record. The transcript is spliced from 2 exons. The coding region runs from base 1 to 522 and encodes 173 amino acids.
AUGUUCAGACAUCCAUCUCCAACACCGCCGUUUAAUGAUGGUGCUAAUGAUGGUGCAUCUGAAUUUCCCGAAUUUUCAACACAAAUGACUCUUGGUGGCAUGACAGCUGGUGAUGAAGCCACUCCAAAUGAAGAGGAUUCAACUCCUACGAGCAGGAGAAGCCACUUACCAGCAUGGAACACUGAUCAAAAUCUGGUGUUAAUUAGUGGCUCAACCUCUAUAGGAUCGAUUCCCCGUCCAAUAGGUAGGGAUGCAUCUAAAAAAAAGGGUAAAAAGAAGAGCCCAACAGCUGCCUUGGAAGUGAUGCAGAACGAUUGGGCUGGAUACAAACAAGCCAAGCAGGAUGAGGUUGAACAAUUGAAGCAUCUAGCAGCGAUCACGGAAGAGGCUAAUAGAUUGAGGAAAGAGGAGACUGUAGCUAAGAAAAUGAAAUUAUACCUAAAGUUAAGUGAUGAAGAGCAUCUCAGUGACCACAAGAAAGAGAUGUUGAAGCGGUUGUCCGAAGAGCUCUUUGGAAAUUAA